UUAUUUUUAUUCUUCUGUAAAUUCUUCCUGUGUACACAUCCGUUUUUGUUCAGUGUCUAUGGUGGUUCUUGACCUGUGGUUAUCUUACUCCCUUCGGCUGAAGUUGUAGGCACAUAGUGAACUAUUUCUCUCUUUCUCACAGUGUAUUUUCGUCUAUUCGUCAAUAGUCAGUACGUUGCAGAUCGUCGGCGCGGUCGAUACUGUUGUAGUGCUGUCUGUACAUGUGACCGAGAGAAGCCGAAGUGUUUUUCCCGUGUAAUCACGAGAAACUGUUCGAAUAUUUAAAAAAUACGAUAAUAAUAAGAUAUUGUAGCACUGAUCAAACUACUUUGAUUCAUCGGUACUACAUAAACGGAAAUUUAACUGUGACAUUACUACAAAAAUAUUGUAUGUGAAAUACUUGCGAGAUGCGAGACGGUCUACUGAUUGGAUUUCACGUGAUCUCCUGUGUACAAUUCGCAUUCUCCGUGUAUUAUGAUUACAUGUACACUGUAGUUCCUCCGAAUGUACUUAAAGUACACAACGGCUACGGCGGGAAAUUCAAGUUUCUCACUUUCUGGGACGCGAUUAUUCAAGCAGUAUUUUUCUUCAUAUGCAUUUUGAAUGACUGGUUUGGUACAAAUGCAGUUAGUCCCAAGAAACCACCCUUUGUACGCAAACUUAAGGAUCAUAUGCACUCGAUUCUUGGUUUCCCGGUUGCUAUGUUCGUUGGAAUAAUAUUCUGGGCUUUAAUGUUUGUGGACCGCGAGUUGGUACUCCCAAAGGCGCUGGAUCCAUACUUUCCAUGGUGGUUGAAUCAUUUGAUGCACACGUCAAUCAUGGUUUCUACUUUUAUAGAAAUGAUGUUAUCCCCUAGGAAAUAUCCAUCGAGAUCGUACGGUCUCUUUUGUCUAACCUUCUUCAUAAUCUUAUAUUUAAUUUGGGUGCACAUAAUUUUCUACAAGAGCGGUAUCUGGGUCUACCCAGUUCUAGAAGUACUGUCGUUGCCAUUACGAACUGUAUUCUUCUCUGUACUCAUCUCGAUCGCCUUGAUCUUGUAUAUGAUCGGGGAAGCAGUGGACAACUUCUUUUGGGGUAACGAAUAUACUAAAAGCAAAAAUUCUUACGCCAAGAGCAAAUAGCCUCACCUAUGGUGAUUAGCUGCGCUGACUUCGGUUAUACAUUUAGCCUCCGCUAAGGUGGUGGUGAAUAAAAAAUAAAAACCAAUUUUCUACCUCCUCCUCCUAUCAUCCUCCCCUUUUGUCCUACGUUACAGCAUGCACGAAUGAAUCUUUUUCUUUCGAAAACUCUUAAACAAAAACAUAAAACAAUAAUAUGUGCAUGCAGAAAAAGGAGCGCAUUUUUUUUAAUCUGAAAUCAGAGAGCACGAGGAGAACGCGGUCGUUAAUAAUUUGUUCAUUCGAAGAGGGUUACGUAACUAGAGCAUGUAGAUAAGACUUUUUCUGUCGUGUGGUUUGUUGUGUCACAUAUAAAAGAAGGGAAGACUAAUUGUAACGACUACAUUGCACACACUCUGAUGCCUAAUAUUCAUGGUGAUGUAAAUUAAAAAUUGGAAAGAAAUGGCAAGUAAAGAAAA
Frieseomelitta varia is the source of this 1576-nucleotide messenger RNA. RefSeq names its product androgen-induced gene 1 protein-like. Bases 408 to 1121 code for a protein of 237 amino acids. NCBI's taxonomy places the organism in Eukaryota, Metazoa, Arthropoda, Insecta, Hymenoptera, Apidae. Gene Ontology annotation, cellular component: endomembrane system; membrane. The record is from RefSeq and is a predicted model, not a curated record. The transcript has 5 exons.